AUAGAUAGAUUAUACAUGAUUCUUUGUCAGUUCAUUUAUCUGCAAUGUUUGCAGUUUUGAGUUGUGUUGUUUCAGUUUUGUUUUUGGCGAGCAACUCCGUGGCCAAACUUCCACCUAUAAAAUGUGAUUACAACGCUGAAUUUGACAACUGCUUCAUUAAGUAUCUUCGAAGGAACAUUCCACAUCUGGCAAAACAGGGUAUUCCUGAGGCGAAGAUCCCUCCACUCGAUCCGUUUGAGGCACCAAGUAUGAGACUGAAGUUUAAUUCUGCAAUGGCCAAGGGCAAAAUAGACGUUAAACAUGUCGUCCUCAAAGGAUUGGCUAAUACGAAAAUUUCAAAAUUCCAGACCAACGUCGGGAAGGAAAGUCAAGAUAAGAAACAAAUAGUUCUAGCGGUCCACACAUUCCAUCCUUCUCUAACUCUAGAAGGAAAUUUCGAGAAAUCAAGCUUGAAGGCUAUGGGAUACACUUUAGCAGACGCCGGGAGCUACAAAGUUACUCUGAGAAACGUGAAAGUAAAAUUAUUUGCCCGAGGAAAACUAGUAAAAAAAGGCGCCACUUAUCAACCUGUUCUGGACAUUCUGACAGUUGAACAGCCAGAAGUUGGGCAUUUCCAGUUAGAGGCUAGCGAUGUAAUAAAGAACGAUCCAAAGCUUAGUAAAAGCGUGAUUACAAUGAUCAACUCUUUCUGGGAGAUAUUUUACAAUGAAGUUUUCCCCGCCUUCAAAUCCACAAUUGAAAAGCUUGGCAAGAAGUUCAUCAGCAGCUAUUUAAAGCAAGAAGUAUUAGUGCCGAUCGGUUAUGUAGAGGGGAAAUAAUAAAGC
Messenger RNA from Macrosteles quadrilineatus (aster leafhopper), 824 nucleotides. RefSeq lists its product as uncharacterized. The record is from RefSeq and is a predicted model, not a curated record. The transcript has 6 exons. NCBI's taxonomy places the organism in Eukaryota, Metazoa, Arthropoda, Insecta, Hemiptera, Cicadellidae. The coding region runs from base 45 to 818 and encodes 257 amino acids.